Messenger RNA from Serinus canaria (Common canary), 5671 nucleotides. RefSeq names its product SMG7 nonsense mediated mRNA decay factor (gene SMG7). Gene Ontology annotation, biological process: nuclear-transcribed mRNA catabolic process, nonsense-mediated decay. NCBI's taxonomy places the organism in Eukaryota, Metazoa, Chordata, Aves, Passeriformes, Fringillidae. The coding region runs from base 284 to 3712 and encodes 1142 amino acids. Gene Ontology annotation, cellular component: telomerase holoenzyme complex. The record is from RefSeq and is a predicted model, not a curated record. The transcript has 22 exons. Gene Ontology annotation, molecular function: telomerase RNA binding; telomeric repeat DNA binding; protein binding.
GGCUCGGCGGGGCGGGAGAGUGGCGAGCGGACGCCGCCGGUGCCGGAGCAGCAAAGCCGGGGCUGCCCGGGCCGCCGAGAGGCCGGAGCGGCGGGGCCGGCGGGGCGCGGGCGGGCCUGCCCUACCGACCGGAGCGCAGAGCGGGAACACCCCGCCCCUUCCUCCCCGCGGGCCCUGCACGGGAAGAUGGCGGCGGCGGGAGGCGGCGGCGGCGGUGGCGCGGGGGCGGCGGGCCGGCCCGGGCUGUGAGAGCCGCGGCGGGACGGGCGGUGAGCGGCGGAGGAUGAGCCUGCUGUGCGCGCAGUAUCUCCGGCAGGCAGAAGUCCUGAAGGCUGACAUGACAGAUUCAAAGCUGGGUCCAGCAGAAGUCUGGACAUCCAGACAGGCUCUACAGGACUUAUAUCAAAAAAUGCUAGUUACUGAUUUGGAAUAUGCUUUAGAUAAAAAAGUGGAGCAGGACCUUUGGAAUCAUGCCUUUAAAAAUCAGAUCACAACACUCCAGGGUCAGGCGAAAAACAGAGCAAAUCCGAAUCGGAGUGAAGUUCAGGCGAACCUUUCUCUGUUUUUAGAGGCAGCUAGUGGCUUCUACACACAGUUACUCCAGGAAUUGUGCACAGUUUUUAAUGUAGACCUGCCGUGCCGUGUGAAGUCUUCCCAGCUGGGGAUCAUUAGCAAUAAACAGACGCACACCAGCGCCAUCGUGAAGCCGCAGUCCAGCUCCUGCUCCUACAUCUGCCAGCACUGCCUUGUCCACCUGGGAGAUAUUGCUCGCUAUAGGAAUCAGACCAGCCAGGCAGAAUCUUACUAUAGACAUGCAGCUCAGCUUGUCCCUUCUAAUGGUCAGCCUUAUAAUCAGUUGGCUAUUCUAGCUUCCUCCAAAGGAGACCACUUGACCACAAUUUUCUACUACUGCAGAAGCAUUGCUGUGAAGUUUCCUUUCCCAGCUGCCUCCACUAACCUACAAAAAGCACUUUCUAAAGCACUGGAAAGUCGUGAUGAGGUGAAGACUCGAUGGAGCGUGUCUGACUUCAUCAAGGCAUUUAUUAAAUUUCAUGGCCAUGUGUACCUGAGUAAGAGCUUGGAGAAGCUGAGCCCUCUUCGAGAAAAGCUGGAAGAACAGUUCAAGAGGUUGUUGUUCCAGAAGGCCUUCAACUCUCAGCAGUUAGUCCAUAUUACUGUGAUUAACCUGUUCCAACUGCACCACCUGAGAGACUUCAGCAACGAAACAGAGCAGCACAGCUACAGCCAGGAUGAGCAGCUCUGCUGGACACAGCUCCUGGCUCUCUUCAUGUCAUUUCUUGGAGUUCUGUGCAAGUGUCCUUUACAAAAUGACUACCAGGAGGACUCUGGGGCUGCAUAUCCUCUUCCAGCUGUGAAGGUUUCAAUGGACUGGCUGAAACUUAGGCCCAGUGUUUUCCAGGAGGCAGUGGUUGAUGAAAGACGGUACAUAUGGCCCUGGCUGAUCUCUCUUCUAAAUAGUUUCCAGCCUCAUGAAGAAGAUCUAUCCAGUAAUAAUGCAACCCCGCUUCCAGAAGAAUUUGAGUUGCAAGGAUUCCUGGCUCUGAGGCCCUCAUUCAGGAACUUGGAUUUUUCCAAAGGCCAUCAGGCAAUUACAGGGGAUAAAGAAGGGCAGCAACGUCGGAUACGGCAGCAGCGCCUGAUCUUCACAGGCAAAUGGAUUGCUGAUAACCAGCCAAGGUUGAUUCAAUGUGAAAACGAGGUAGGAAAGCUCUUGUUUGUGACAGAAAUCCCGGAGCUCUUACUGGAGGACCCUAGUGAAGCCAAAGAGAGUCUCACCUUGCAGGAGACAUCCAUGGUCGAGCCACUGUGUGCUGAUGGGAGCCCUGGACUCAAAUCAGUGCUGUCCUCUGGCAGAAGCCUGAGCAACAGCUGUGAUGCAGGAGAAAAACCCAUGGUCACCUUCAAAGAGAAUAUCAAGCCCCGGGAGAUGAACAGAGAGCAAGGGCGCAUCUACCCCCCAAAGGACAUAGCAAGGGAGAGACGGGACUUUAGCAAGGGAAUAGUAGCAAAUAAGAAUGAUGGGAAGAAGGAUAACAAUAAAAGGAAGAAUGAGACCAAGAAAUGCGGCUUGGAUAAGAUGCAGGAAGCAGGAAAGCAGAAUGUGGCAGUUCAGGUGAAAUCCCAGACGGAGAUGAGGAAGACUCCGGUAUCUGAAGCCAGGAAAACACCUGUAACUCAGACUCCAAGCCAGGCCAGCAGUUCCCAGUUCAUCCCUAUUCAUCACCCAGGAGCCUUCCCUCCCCUUCCUAGCCGGCCAGGAUUUCCUCCUCCAACCUAUGUUGUCCCCCCUCCUGUGGCUUUCUCCAUGAGCACGGGGUACACCUUCCCAGGUGGUGUUUCUGUCCCAGGAACCUUCCUCCAGCCCACAGCUCACUCGCCUGCAGGAAACCAGGUGCAAGGUGGGAAACAGUCCCACAUUCCUUACAGCCAGCAACGGCCCUCUGGACCAGGGCCAAUGACCCAGGGACCUCAGCAAACACCACCUCCUUCCCAGCAACCCCUCUCAUCUUUACCAGCUCAGGCAACAGCACAGUCCGCAAGCCAGUUACAGGUCCAAGCUCUGGCCCAGCAGCAGCAGCAGCAGUCCCCCACGAAAGCUGUGCAGGGCCUGGGGAAGAGCCCACCACACCACUCUGGAUUCCAGCAGUAUCCACAGACAGACACGUCGAAGCAGCUCUGGAACCCCCCUCAAGUCCAAGGCUCCCUGGGGAAGAUCAUGUCUGUAAAGCAGCCCUAUUACCUGCAGGCCCAGGACCCUCUCAAACUCUUUGAACAGUCAUUACAGCCUCCUGUGAUGCAACAGCAACCUCUGGAGAAAAAAAUGAAGCCUUUCCCAAUGGAGCCAUAUAACCAGAACCCCUCAGAAGUCAAGGUGCCAGAAUAUUACUGGGACUCUUCCUAUGGCAUGACGGACAACAGGGUGAUGACCCAGCAGUCGAGCAUGGACCGCAGGGGGAAGCGGCAGGGAGUCUUCCGCUCCGAGCAGGAUGCUGUCUCCAGGAUGACCUUUGAGAAGUCCCUGCUGGAAAAACCAUCAGAAUUGAUGUCUCAGUCAUCAUCUUUCCUGUCCCUCAGUGGCUUUUCUCUAAAUCAGGAAAGAUAUCCAAACAACAGCAUGUUCAAUGAGGUAUAUGGAAAAAACAUCAAUACCAGCACAAAAACAGAAGUCACCCCUUCAGUUGCCCAUCAGGAGACUUCACUCUAUUCUCUCUUUGAAGGGACUCCGUGGUCUCCAUCCCUUCCAGCCAGCUCAGAUCAUUCAACACCAGCCAGCCAGUCUCCUCACUCCUCCAACCCCAGCAGCUUGCCAAGCUCCCCUCCAACCCAUAACCACAAUUCUGUUCCUUUCUCUAACUUUGGACCCAUUGGGACUCCAGACAACAGAGACCGGAGAGUCGCAGACCGCUGGAAAACAGAUAAGCCAGCAAUGGGAGGGUUUGGUCUGGACUAUCUCCCAACAACAUCGUCCUCUUCGGAGAGCAGCUGGCACCAGUCCAGUGCUCCCAGUGGUACCUGGGCAGUCCAAGGCCCUCCUGCCAUGGAGGACUCCUCAGCUGUGCUUAUGGAGAGCCUGAAGUCCAUCUGGUCCAGUUCCAUGAUGCACCCCGGCCCCUCGGCCCUGGAGCAGCUGUUGAUGCAGCAGAAGCAGAAGCAGCAGCGCGGACAAGGUGCCAUGAAUCCGCCGCAUUGAGACAGAGGAGACAACCCUUCCAACGACGGCUCCAUAAACCAUGGCAUGUUGGGUCUGUGGGACUGGCACACACAGUCCUGUGCAGGUGGCAGCCCUCUCUUCUGUUCCUUGCUGUCAGGAGGGCGUAAGUGCUCCACCAACCCACUGAGUGUGCACAAAAUGUCUGCAGUGCAAGCAAACAACAUCAGGAACUCUCCCAUCCCCCGGGCCCUUCGGAGGGAGAGAGGAACUGCUGUUUGGCUCACUCAGUAACCCAAUAUCACCGCCUCUCACCUUCUCCAUUGUGCAUGUCCCCAGCCACAUGGGAAGUAGGAGCUGAGAGCAAAGGGCAGAUGGGAGAAGCCAAUGAGAACUUCUCAAUCCUUUUCUUCUCUUUGGGGAGAUAAAAUAGGAAUCCAUUAAUGAUUGCUUCGCUGACUGAGAAUGUAGUUGAAAUUACUCCUAAACAUCUUUAUUACUAUCUCAGUAGUAAGAUCACACUGAAUUCUGUACACAGACGUGCUUCAUAGUCAGUGUGUAGCAAUGAAAGCCCCAGUUGCUGCUCCAGUCACAGUGGGUGGUGAUGAGGUGGGGCUCUGUAUCCCGGACUAGCAAAGGAGUUUCAUGAAAGAGAGUCUGGCACUUGGCAUUGCUUCACCCAGAGGCUUUGGGUGGGUUAGAGACUCCAGCAUGAAAUGUCCUUCUCUGAGUAGGUGUUUGAGCUAUAAGGGGUGACAUGGGGCCUCACAGCACUCUGCUGAAAAGCAAGUUAACUGCUAUGGGGUUUUAAAUUAAUGUGUGAUUCCUGUACAUUUUACUGUAGCAUAGUGGCUAGCCCCACAAAGGGCAGGCUAGUCUGUGCAUUCACAGCCUGACUCAUUUUAAUAGGUAGGUAGAAAGCUUUCAAUGGAUUUUUUUUUUGUUUGUUUGUUUUGUUUCGGUUUGGUUUCGUUUUUUCUCUUUCCAUCCUCCCAUCUUCGCUGAACGCUGGUAGUUUCAUUACCAUGGCAGAAAAUAAUCAGGGGUCCAGCAGGGCUGGGUGAAUCCGACAGCCAGCCCAGACAGCAUGGGGCAUCCGCACGCCCGGUGAGGCACAGGUCAGCUCUGCAGAAACCUGUCCCAGCUGCAGCCCCAGGCUUUCAGUGCCAGAAACAAAUCCAAGGCACCCAUGGACACACGGAAACAGCACAGUGCUGUUCAUAGACGAAAAGGUGCAGAAGGGAAAAGGAAAAAAAAACGUUUUAUUUGCUAUUUAUUAGGGGGAAGGAAGACUGGAAGUUUUGUUAAAGAAAAGUACAGCGUUUUUGUUAGAUUUCCCAGGGAAGUUACAGAAACAGACUCAAUGUCCAUUUGCUGUUUUUAGCAGUAGGGGUUUGUGUGAUGAUUCAGGAUCUCUGGGCUAGAAUUCAGCUGCAGAACAAAGCACAUGCAGGAGCCGAAGUGACGCUGGAGUCUGGGCAGCCCCAGAGAAUACAAAAAGGGAAGGCGGAGGAGACCCAAUACCCUCGGGGGUGCGAGAAGCUCCCUGCGAGCUCCACCUGAGCAACAUCACUGUUCUGUGUUGCAUUUCAAAGCUGUAUUUCCUUUAACAAGUCCAAACAGUGAAGUUCCCACCCGGUGGUAAUCCAGCCCACCCUGUGUGUCCCCUCCAGCCCUCCCGCUGUGUGUCCAAGCUGUGCGCCCAGGCAGCUGCGGCAUUCCCGUGUUGCACCGUCACUGACUCUUGCACCCCAGACCAGGAGCACCAUCUCACUCCCGGCCGGGCCAGGUCCCAGCUGCACCGUUCCACUUGUGCAUGAGCACCCGGCUUCGGGAAUGCAUCUGAGCCCGCCCGCCCUCCAGCACCUGGAGGAGCAAGGCAAGGGGCCCCCAACAGAAACUGGUUUGUGUUGUAAGCUUUUUUUGUGUUUUCUGUCUGUCUGUGCAAGAACUGCAGCUGCCGAAAUCAGCUUUGCCUUUAAUUAAACCAUGUUCUCUCCA